Messenger RNA from Gigantopelta aegis, 2379 nucleotides. RefSeq names its product probable glycosyltransferase STELLO1. The record is from RefSeq and is a predicted model, not a curated record. NCBI's taxonomy places the organism in Eukaryota, Metazoa, Mollusca, Gastropoda, Neomphalida, Peltospiridae. The transcript has 5 exons. The coding region runs from base 1 to 2379 and encodes 792 amino acids.
AUGAAACAGUGGAGAAGACGUUCAACUGGAAAGCCACAACAGGAAAUUGUGGGCGAGGGUUACGGAUACCAGGCCAGCUUGUUGAAGACCAUCUGGAUGGUAUUGAUCGUCAGUACAGCCUCACUCUACAUAGCUCAGAACUGGUUUUGUCUUACGGGAGGUCUAACUGGUAAUGGAGAAGAAACCUCGAGAAAUACCGAAAACAUACAAAUACUGGAUUUGAAGACCGUGUCACGUACUGCUAAGAAAACUCUCAAUACCUUAAAGAAAUCGAAAGACUGUACAUUUCUGACCUAUGAAAAACAGCAUGAGUUAGGAUUUUCGGUGACGAGUGCAAUCCCGCGAAAUUCUGAGAGCAGGAAGAUGAUUGGCUAUCUCUACGCCAUUUCAAACAGAGCGGGAUUCAUAUUUGAAACGGACUGUGAUAUAAUUCCCAAAUUCAACAAAAUAGAUUUUAUUUUCUCCGCACACACCGCAGGACUAGUCUUUACUGGCAGUCGUGUGUUCAACCCAUAUCGUCAUUUUGGCUAUCCGAUGUUAUUUCCGCGUGGAUAUCCCCCCAAUAUGGUGAACAGCAGGACUCAUAACAAGUAUUAUAUUGCGGAGAUGUCGCCACCUCUCAUUCAGCAGGCACAGGUCAACUUUGUUCUCCGGAAAUACGACUUGACGUCACUGCAUCUGUCGGGUUCACAGAACGUUUCUUUUGAUAGGUCCUCUCCUCCUGUAUUUCUGUCAGGUGACACAUUUGCUCCAAUCAACGCUCUCAAUACAUUGUUUUCGUACAAGGCUCUCUGGCUCCUUGCUCUUCCAACCGAUUGUAAAUACGCGAACUGUGAUACAGUGCGAGGUUACUGGGCACAGCGACUGGUUCAGGAAGUAGGUGGCACCACCGGUUUCCUGUCGUCCACGGCAUAUUCUUUACGAGAGCAGACUGUCAGUAAAGGGUUUGUCGUCAAACGAGUUUCUUCCAGCGCGUUAACAGAACAGCUUGUUGAGUUAAUACGUCAGUGGACCUGCUCGUUAGAAGUCCCUGUAUUCCAGUGUGCGCGGAUGCUGUAUAACAGACUGUUGGAAAAACAGUACGUGAGUGCAAAUGAUGUGAAGCUUUUCGAUCUGUGGAUUGCAGAUUUGAAGAGUCUAGGAUACACUGAGCCAGAUCACAAACGUCGUCCUUCAGUUGAUGCUAGCUCGUACUGGAACCCGCCCGUCAUUUACUCGUCACCUAAAUCUUUGAUUUCCAGUGUUCACCUUGGUAAGAGAGACAAAACAGACGCUGUGACAUCGUAUCUUAUUGAACCGAUGGGAAAGCUGUGUCCAGGACAACAUAUUAGUGUAAAGCAAUGGUUAUCUCCACCCAUCCAGGACAUAAUGUUAUUAGUGAUUUUCAAUUACGAUUUUCUCUUUCAGAAUAUUCCUUAUAUUGAGUUUACACACAGGAGAUAUUUUCGACAUAUUCUGUAUUGUGGACCUAAAAUAGCCUCUUUUGAAGAGAUUGUGAAGAAAUUUAAAGUCGAACAUUUUAUAUUCGUGGAAGGGUUGGACGCCGACCAGUGGUUCUAUCUGUACACUUGCAUGACGCACGCAGCCACCAUGAGUAUCAACGUGAAAGGUUAUCUACACGUUGGAGAUGACAUUCUGCUCAAUUCGUGGAACAUACUUGACUUACCACGCGACCACGUAUGGAUGCAGCACCCGUUCACCAAGAUAGACCGUCAGCAGGCAAAACACAAAUGGUGGUAUUACUGGAAUAAACCUCAAGGUCGCACUGCGGUCAAUCGCGCCCUGGAUGAAAUUCAACACAUCGCCAAAACAAACCCUGAUGACGAAAUCGCUAAGAAAUUUAUUGCAAUGUAUGACGUUAAUGUCGGACUGCAGAAUGUUAUCCAUCGAUCAGUCGAUAUAUUUUACCUCCCAAGUCGGUUUGGUAAAGAUUUCGUGUAUCUGGCUAAAAUAUUCCGGAAACACGAUGUCCUGUUGGCCUUGGCCGUCACUUGCAUACACGCAGGAUUGGAACGGCUUGAUCACGUGAUCAACCUACUCGGGAAGAGCUUGUGGAAGGACAAACGGGAGUCGGUGUGGACACAUUUCAACACAUCCCAUCAUUAUCUGCACCCGUUCAAGGCCGGCAAAGAUCUGAAGGAAGAACCUGGACAACGUUUCUAUUGUGAUCAGUAUCUGAAAACAUCACAACAGAGCUGUAAAACAAAUGGUGUCUCUUGUACAUCAUACUGUAAGUGUAUGAGACAAGAGACAUGUCACAAUCCCAAUACGAGUCAUGACGGUCUAGAAAUUAAUGAUGAUGAUGACGAUGACGACGAUGAUGACUGUAAUGAUGGGGAUAAUGAUGUACGUGUUGAUGAUGAAACAGAACUGCUAUAA